Triticum aestivum (bread wheat) is the source of this 1087-nucleotide messenger RNA. Its product is annotated as transcription repressor MYB4-like. Lineage: Eukaryota; Viridiplantae; Streptophyta; Magnoliopsida; Poales; Poaceae. The coding region runs from base 56 to 949 and encodes 297 amino acids. The transcript is spliced from 3 exons. The record is from RefSeq and is a predicted model, not a curated record.
ACAAGCUGAAGAAGGACGUACGUUCUUGUCCCGCGCGCGGCUCGAUCAGCUUGGCAUGUCGAAGCCGCUGCGCGGGCCCAGGAAGCGGGCGAGGAGAGGCCUGUGGUCGCCGGAGGAGGACGCUAAGCUGAGGAACUACAUUGCCAAGUACGGCCACGGCUGCUGGAGUUAUCUCCCAAGGCUAGCAGGCAUCAAAAGGUGUGGAAAGAGCUGCAGGCUGAGAUGGUUGAACUACCUGAGGCCGGACCUGAAGCGGGGCGCUCUCUCUCAGGACGAGGAGGAUGCCAUCAUUCGACUCCACUCCAUCUUAGGCAACAGGUGGUCUCAGAUCGCGGCGCGGCUGCCAGGGCGGACGGACACCGAGGUCAAGAACUUCUGGCACUCCUUCAUCAAGAAGAAGCUCCGCCGGCGUGGCAUCGACCCGGUUACACACAAGCCUGUGAUCGCCGAGCAGCUCAUCUUGCCAUCCGUGGACCGGCAUAUGGCUCACGUUCACCCGGCCGUGACGGCACAAAGCUGCAUGUCCAUCGGGAGCUCGAGACGCAGGGCGGUGUUCAGUGAAGGUGAAGCGGGUGAAGCACAGGCCCAGCACAUCCUGCCAUCGGCGGUUCCUCCGGCGGUGACGGCAGGUAGCAAUGCGCGCCGCGGGCAUGAGGGCGCGCACGCUGCGAUGGUGCUCGGUGCCGAUGCGGCCCUGGCGCAACCGGGCUUCACUGGCUACCUGGACGCGAACGCCUCUGGUGGCGGGCAGCCGGCGGUUUUCCCACCCUGGAGCCGCCGGAUUUCACUGGCUACCUGGACGCGAACGCUUCCGGUUCCAUGCAGCCGGCGGCUAUCCCGGUGGCGUCGAUGGCUGGCCCAAACCCCUCGGGCACCAGCGCCUGCGCUGCCGCCUUCGCUGGCGAGCAGUGGAGCAACCGCACAAACAACGGCAGUCAGUUCGAGCUGAAACAGAGAGGCACCGCCUGGGCCACUGACCAACUCCGGUGGCCAAUUGGGGGCGGCUUUGACGCUGUCCGAGCGGCGCUGGACGACCUCGAGUGGCUCGACGACUUCAUGUUGGAUGUAUAACAGCUGAUGCCUAUGC